This is a messenger RNA of Talaromyces amestolkiae, 1008 nucleotides long. RefSeq lists its product as uncharacterized. The record is from RefSeq and is a predicted model, not a curated record. The coding region runs from base 1 to 1008 and encodes 335 amino acids. NCBI's taxonomy places the organism in Eukaryota, Fungi, Ascomycota, Eurotiomycetes, Eurotiales, Trichocomaceae. The transcript is spliced from 2 exons.
AUGCCUUCCACUAAAGUCGCUGCUGUUUCUGCUAUUCUAGCAUUGGCCUCCACUGUUGCUGGCCAUGGUUAUGUGCAAAACAUCGUUAUCGAUGGUGAAUCCUACUCUGGAUACAUUGUGACUCAGUUUCCCUACGAGUCCAACCCCCCCGCUGUCAUUGGAUGGGCAACUACUGCAACUGACUUGGGAUUCGUCGAUCCCAGUGAGUACACGAAUGCAGACAUCAUCUGCCACAAGAAUGCCACACCUGGAGCAAUUUCCGCUUCAGUCGCCGCAGGAGGUACUGUCGAGCUCCAGUGGACCACAUGGCCCGAUAGCCAUCACGGUCCCGUCAUCAGCUAUCUCGCCAACUGCAACGGUAACUGUUCUACCGUGGACAAGACUACUCUAGACUUCGUCAAGAUUGACGAAGGUGGUCUGAUCGACGACACCACCGUCCCAGGUACGUGGGCUUCAGACCAACUUAUCGCCGCCAACAACAGCUGGACUGUAACCAUCCCUGAUACCAUCGCACCUGGAAACUAUGUUUUGCGCCACGAAAUCAUUGCUCUUCACUCCGCCGGAAACACAGACGGUGCCCAAAACUACCCUCAAUGCAUCAACUUGGAGAUCACUGGCAGCGGAACCGCCAGUCCCUCUGGAACCGCUGGUGAAAAGCUGUACACCCCUACUGACCCCGGUAUCUUGGUCAACAUCUACCAAUCCUUGUCGACCUACGUUAUUCCCGGACCGACUCUGUGGAGCGGUGCUGCAACUGACGCUGUUGCCACUGGUUCUGCUACUGCAGUCGCUACGACUGCCGCUGCUUCUGCGACUGCUACUCCUACCACACUUGUUACCUCUGUCGCAUCCGCUACUGACUCGCCUUCAACUGUGGCUCCGGCUUCAUCUACCACUGCCACCUCCGUCGCAACCUCCGUCGCUCCUGCGGUGACUUCCUUCGUCGAUGUCGUGACUGUUACUGAUGUCGUUACCGUGACCACCGUCAUCACCACCACUGUCUUUUAA